Molecule: messenger RNA, 1447 nt
Organism: Malurus melanocephalus (red-backed fairy wren)
Lineage: Eukaryota; Metazoa; Chordata; Aves; Passeriformes; Maluridae
Product: dentin sialophosphoprotein-like
Exons: 2
Coding region: 170-577 (135 amino acids)
Source: RefSeq, a predicted model, not a curated record
CGGUUCCUCCUCACCCUCCUGGACAACGCCUACGCCUCGUCCUUCGGCACCUUCCUGUGCAACAGCGAGCGCGAGAGGGUUUUUCCUGCGCUGGGUCCAGCCCUGGCAGCAGCGGGACGAGGCGUGGGCACAGAUCCAGAUCCUGCUGGGGCACGACCCCAAAAACAGCAUGGACAGCCCUGACCCCAAAAACGGGAUGGACAGUCCUGACCCCAAAAACGGCACAGACAGCCCCAAAAACGGCAUGGACAGCCCCAAAAAUGGGACGGACAGUCCCAAAAACAGGACAGACAGCCCUGACCCCAAAAAUGGCACGGGCAGUCCUGACCCCAAAAACGGCACAGAGAGCCCCAAAAACAGCAUGGACAGCCUGAAAAAUGGGACAGACAGCCCCAAAAACGCCAUGGACAGUCCUGACCCCAAAAAUGGCACGGACAGCCCCAAAAACGGCACGGACAGUCCUGACCCCAAAAACAGCACGGACAGUCCUGACCCCAAAAACAGCACGGACAGUCCUGACCCCAAAAAUGGGAUGGACAGCUCUGACCCCAAAAACAGAAUGGACAGUGGGACAUGAGAACGUAUGGAAAUCCUCGAUGUCCCAGGAUUUUGGGACAAGGUGACCCUGCUUUUUUUUUGGGAUGAUGUGAUCCCGGAUUUUUUUUUGGGAUGAGGCGACGCUCCAUUUUUUUUUUGAGGAAGAGAUGACACCAAAAAACCCAAAACCCUCAAAAAUAGGAUAGGGGGGGGUGAAUGGGGCAAUUCAGGUGUUGGUGCCAUUCCCAGUACAAAAAUCCCAUAAAUGAGGGAAUUCAGGUUCUGGUUCUGGUUCUGUUCCUACCACAGAAAUCCCAUAAAUGGGGGAAUUUGGGUCCUGGUUCCAUUCCCAGCACAGAAAUCCCAUAAAUGGGGGAAUUCAGGAAUGCUGGGGAAGCUGGAAUGGGAAUUUUGGGGUCACCAACCCCUCCUGGAACCCAAAAAAGAAAAAAAGGAUCAAUGGGACAGGGGGUGAAUGGGGGAAUUUAGGUUCUGGUUCCAUUCCCAGCACAGAAAUCCUAUAAAUGAGGAAAUUCAGGUUCUGUUCCCAUCAUAAAAAUCCCAUAAAUGGGAAAAUUCAGGUUCUGGUUCUUUUUGAUCCACAUCAGAACAAAACAAAAAACCCCAAAAAAAACGAAGCGUUUCCCUCAUGUUUAGAAAAAAUUUUUAUUUAUUUCCAAAUCUUUUUUUUUUCCAAUAAAAUCCAUCCCCCGACCCCAAAACAAAAAUUAAAUAAAUCUCUUUCCGGGAAYAAUUUUAGGAUUUUCCAAGGAUCCUAAAUGGGGUUGGAGGAGGGGGAAUUUUCCUUUUCAGGCCUCGAACUCGAACUCGAAGUAUUGGGGGUCGAAGUAGUGGAUGCGCACGUAACCGUCCUCACCGCCGCUGCUGUAGCUGUGGGGUGGAAAUCCCA